CUUAGGUGUCUGAAACAACAGACAUACACAUGGAAAAGUGUGCUGCGCGUCUCCCUUUCUCUCUCCCCCAGCGCCGCCGUGAGGAAACAGUCUUGGUUGUUUUGCUCAAUCCCUCAAUCCAGCGGGAGAGCGCUGCGAGAUCCGGCGGUCGUCUGAUCGGGCAGGCUGCAUACGCCAUGGAUAUCGGUUUUCGUGGGUUUGCGUGGAAUUGAGCCGAGUAGUCAAAAAAGGAGGGUGAGAGCGAGGGCGCGCUUCCUCGCGACUGGUCUGGCUGACUUGCAAAGGACUAGGACUACGUAGAGUAUACCGU
Molecule: messenger RNA, 310 nt
Organism: Tilletiaria anomala UBC 951
Lineage: Eukaryota; Fungi; Basidiomycota; Exobasidiomycetes; Georgefischeriales; Tilletiariaceae
Exons: 1
Coding region: 30-212 (60 amino acids)
Source: RefSeq, a predicted model, not a curated record